Coffea eugenioides is the source of this 3187-nucleotide messenger RNA. Its product is annotated as RNA-binding protein 28. NCBI's taxonomy places the organism in Eukaryota, Viridiplantae, Streptophyta, Magnoliopsida, Gentianales, Rubiaceae. The coding region runs from base 32 to 2944 and encodes 970 amino acids. The record is from RefSeq and is a predicted model, not a curated record. The transcript is spliced from 18 exons. Gene Ontology annotation, molecular function: RNA binding.
UUAAGCUUUGGCACACUUGAAACCUGCAGAGAUGGGAAAGAAGAAGAAGGUGAAGGCAACUGAUGGCGACAGCCAAUACAGCCCUUCCACCGUCUUCGUCACCGGCUUGCCCUAUUCUUUGACUAAUGCUCAGUUAGAAGAGAGCUUUAGUGAAGUUGGACCAAUAAGACGCUGCUUUAUGGUUACGAAGAAGGGGUCUAGUGAGCACCGGGGCUUUGGCUUUGUUCAAUUCGCUGCAGUUGAACAUGCUAAUCGUGCUAUUGAGCUGAAAAAUGGGUCCACUGUUGGGGGUAGAAAGAUUCAAGUUAAGCAUGCUAUGCAUCGUGCUUCUCUGGAACAACGCCGAUCGAAAGGAAAUCAAGCAGAAAUUUCUGAUGGUGUUGCCCAGGCAAAAGAUAACAAGUUAAGUUUGUCUGCCAAGACAGUCGAGCACGAGGAGUUUUCAAAAUCUCUAUCAACAGUGAAUGAAACACUUGAGUCCUUGGAGAAAAGAAAAGCAGCUACAACUUCUAGCAGUAUAGCUGAUGAAGAAACUUCUUUAGAAAAAGAAAAGCAGAGAGUUGCAAAGACAGUCAUAUUUGGUGGUCUUCUUAAUACUGCUAUGGCAGAAGAUGUUCACCGUCUUGCCAGAGAGUGUGGCACAGUACGUUCUAUUAUUUAUCCUUUCCCCAAAGAGGAGCUUGAGCAUCAUGGUCUAGCUCGAGAUGGAUGUAAAAUGGAUGCUUCAUCUGUCCUUUAUACAAGUGUUAAAUCAGCUCGUUCCUCUGUUGCAGCAUUACACCAAAAAAAGAUACAUGGUGAACUUCUAUGGGCACGUCAGCUUGGUGGAGAGGGCUCGAAGACCCAAAAGUGGAAGCUUAUAGUGCGGAAUCUCCCAUUCAAGGCAACAGUGAAUGAGAUAAAGAACAUGUUUUCGGCUGUGGCUUUCGUGUGGGACGUUUUUAUUCCUCAAAAUCCUGAGACAGGGUUGUCGAAGGGAUUUGCUUUUAUUAAAUUCACAUCAAAGCAGGAUGCAGAAAAUAUUAUCAAGAUGUUCAAUGGGAAAAAUUUUGGUAAAAGACCAAUAGCUGUUGAUUGGGCUGUUUCGAAAAAAGUUUAUGCCUCUGGUGGUAAAUCUCUUGAUGCUGGUGAAGAAGGGCAGGACAAACGUGGUGAGGAAAGUGAUAGUGAUGGUGAUUUGGAUGAGGAUGAUACAGAAGUCAAUGAGAAAUCCCUACAAGAUUACAAAGUUGAUGGUAUGUCAGAUGGGUCUGAUUCAACUGAAGAGAAGGUCUCUGACAGUGAAACAAACUUCGAUGAAGAAGCAGAUAUUACAAGAAAAGUUCUCCAGAACCUAAUUUCAUCGACGUCUAAAGCGACAGAUAGCUUGGAUAAUGAUAACUCUGGGCUGUCCAAAGAAAUGAAGGAUGAUGAAAGUUUGGGCAUAUCAAGCAAAUUGUCUGAUACUUUUAUUGCACCAAACACAAUACCAGGAAAUUCUGGGAAAAACAAACAAAUAGAGAAAAACCCAACUGAGAGGGACAAUGAACUGCAAAGGACAAUAUUCAUUAGCAACCUUCCUUUUGAUACGAGUAGCGAAGAAGUAAAACAACGGCUCUUGGCAUUUGGUGAAGUAGAAUCCUUUCUUCCAGUUCUUCAUCAUGUUACCAAGCGACCGAGGGGAACAGGAUUUCUCAAAUUUAAAACAUCAGAUGGUGCUGAUGCUGCAGUUUCAGCUGCCAAUGCUGCUGCUGGUUUGGGUAUCUUUCUAAAGGGUAGGCAAUUAAAAAUUUUGAAGGCUCUGGACAAGAAGGCAGCUCAAGAUAAGGUUUCGGAGAAGACCAAAAAAGAGGAUCGUGACCACCGCAAUCUUUACCUGGCAAAGGAAGGUCUUAUCCUCGAGGGAACUCCAGCUGCUGAAGGUGUUUCAGUGAGCGAUAUGUCAAAGCGCAAAAUGUUGCAGGAGAAAAAAAUGACUAAACUUAAAUCUCCAAACUUCCAUCUGUCAAGGACAAGGCUGGCGAUGUACAAUUUGCCAAAGACAAUGUCUGAGGAAGAGUUGAAGCAACUCUGCAUACAUGCAGUAACUUCUCGAGCUACUAAGCAAAAGCCUGUUAUUCGACAGAUAAAAAUUUUGAGGGAGUCCAAGAAUACAAACUCAACCAGAAAAAAUAGUUCUCGUGGAGUGGCUUUUGUCGAGUUUUCGGAGCAUCAACAUGCACUUGUGGCUUUGAGAGUUCUUAACAAUAAUCCAGAAACUUUUGGUCCUGAGCAACGCCCAAUUGUCGAGUUUGCUGUUGAUAAUGUCCUAACACUGCGAAGCAGGAAAGACAAGCUUCAAGCUCGGCAGCAGGAUUCCUUGAAUGGCGUUCAAGAUUUGCAGCAGAAUGACAAAUCAAGUGCAUUGGAUUAUCAUUCAAAAGAGAAAUCAAGAAAACGCAAAUCUAGACAUGAUGCUAAAGCAUCAGACACUUCUGGGAGUAAGACAGAAGCUGAAGUUGGGAGGCAAGUUUUUGCAGAGUCUCCUUCAGGGGAAGUUCGAGUUGUUAAGAAGGAAAAAGGUGAUGCUGGUGGCAAAAGGGACAACAUUUCAUUGAAGAAAAAGAUGAGAGGCUCAAAAAAUAAGCAAAUACCCCACCAGGAACAAAGAAACCCUGAUGGAGGCGUGCCACAUCCAGCUGAAGGCACAACCAUUAGUGCUCAUAAGCGUGGACAUCAGGAAAGAGCACAGUCAUAUACCAAAAAGAGGAGGCUUCAGAAUCAAGCACAAAAACACGAGGAACCCGUUGGUCCUGAGAUAAGAAAAAAGAGUAAAAGGAACAGUGACCCUCUGGGACGAGAUGUGGUGGAUAAACUUGACACACUAAUUGAGCAGUACAGAUCCAAAUUUGCACGGCGCGAUGCGGACCAAACUGACCAUGAAAAGCGAGGUUCCAAACAGAUCAGGAGGUGGUUCCAAUCGUGAUUGUUCUAAACUUUUGUGCAAGUUAACUGUAACUUCUGUUAAGUUUAAUGCUCAACGAGGGCUUGGCAGCAUGCAUGUGUCUACAUUGUAGACUUGCUGAAUUUUUGAUUGCCAAGUCAUUACUGGAAGAUAGGGUUGACAGAGAGCAUCUGUCUUGCGUGCCUAAUAUGCCCUUCCAUAAAGAAAAGGCUGGGAUAAGGAACGAAAAGAAUAAACUAUUGCUGAGAAUCCUUUUCUUUUUCA